UGUGCUAUUUGUCUAGAGGGCUACAACCCCGUCACUAGGGAGUUCCCUCGAAGUUGGGCCGCUCGGCUAAGGUGUGGCCAUACGUACCAUCAUGACUGCAUCGCGGCGUGGUUGAAAAAAGACGGCUCUUGUCCAUUGUGUCGACACAAUGUCAGUGGUCGCUCCACUGUCCGAAC
Molecule: messenger RNA, 176 nt
Organism: Perkinsus marinus ATCC 50983
Lineage: Eukaryota; Perkinsozoa; Perkinsida; Perkinsidae
Exons: 1
Source: RefSeq, a predicted model, not a curated record